Messenger RNA from Cordyceps militaris CM01, 870 nucleotides. RefSeq names its product metalloprotease 1. The record is from RefSeq and is a predicted model, not a curated record. Gene Ontology annotation, molecular function: metallopeptidase activity. Bases 1 to 870 code for a protein of 289 amino acids. Lineage: Eukaryota; Fungi; Ascomycota; Sordariomycetes; Hypocreales; Cordycipitaceae. The transcript is spliced from 3 exons.
AUGCAACUCAAGCACCUUUUCGUUUCACAGUUGGCCACUGCAGCUUGUAGAGCGGCGGUCGUUGAACCUCAUCCGCCUUGCGGCAACCCGGCCCCAAGCCGGGAGUAUCUUCAAAUUCUUGCCAAAGCUAAGGUUGCGGAAGUGUCAGUCCAUGACUCUACCAAUGUCAAGCGAGUGGCCAUGACUGUGAACACCUAUCUUCACAUCAUCGCAGCAGACAACACGCGCGCCGGCGGCGCCAUCGGUCAGCAUGUCAUUGACAACCAGAUGAACGUUUUGAACAGCAAUUUCGGCUCAACAGGCUACCAGUUUAGCUUGGAAGGUGUCGAUUACACCUACGACACUCUGUGGUCCGACAUUGUCUUGAACCGGGACUUGACCAAUCUCAAGUCCUCUCUCCGCAAGGGCAGCUACUCGGACCUCAACAUUUACUACUUCCGAAGCAUCAGUGCAAAAAAAGGAUUCCGCUUAACAGGGUACUGCAGCAACCCCGGCAACGGCAGCGAUAACAAGACUUUCUACAACGACGGCUGCAACCUGCACGUCGAGACCAUGCCCGGCGGAUCGUACUGGCCCUGGAACGAAGGAAAGAUCACAUCCCACGAGGUUGGACAUUGGUUUGGCCUGAUUCACCCCUGGGGCGUCAACGACGCCGGCGGCUGCUCCGGCGUUGGCGACCUCGUCGACGACACGCCGGCGCAGUACUCGGCCAACUACGGCUGCCAAGUCGGCUACGACAGCUGCCCGCUUUUGCCUGGCACCGACCCCAUUCACAACUUUAUGGGCUACAGCGACAACUCUUGCGUCAACGAAUUCACACAGGGUCAGAUUACCCGCAUGAACUACAUGUUUAACAAGUACCGUGGUUAG